GGAAGGUCAGGGCGCAUGCGUGUAGGAGAACCUUGUUUUUCUGCUUCUACGGGGGAAGGAAGAGUUUUUAAUGUCUCUUUAGAGAGGGGACAAUAGUGAAAGCUUGGUGGGUGCGACUAGCACUUGAGCGAUUGUUCCAGUUGUCGGGAGACUGCUGCAAACUGAUGGAAUCAGAGGUGUGUCAGCAAAAAAGUCCAGAUUCAGAUGGAAGUGGACCCGUGGUUGAGGAGGGUUCAGUAGCUACAGCCGAAGAUCCGUCUGCCAUUGCCGCAAUUCAGUCAGCCGCCACUUUUACCUCAGAACAGCCAAUCAAAUACCUCUUCAAGACAGAGACCUCUGGGGGGCAGGUUACCUAUCGUGUCAUUCAGGUAUCUGAUGGACAGAUAGAAAGUCAAUCUGAUGGCUCUACUGCUGUUAGCGUAGUCACAGGUUUUCCUACGGCAACACAACCUGUUACACAGGCUGUUUUCUCACAAUCAGAGGGACUAGAAGGAGACAAUACUGAAACUCAUUACACUUACUACCCAGCUACUAUAUCAGAUGCUGCUCCAGCUACCAUGGUAACCAGUGUGCAGGCAUCUGAUUCAUUGCUAAAUCAGACCACACCAACAGGUCAGCUAUAUGUUAUGAUGUCACCACAGGAAGUACUAAGCGGUGGAAACCAACGUUCCAUUGCUCCAAGAACUCAGCCUUACAGCAUUAAAUCAGAUGUGCCUCGGACAUCAAGAGAUGAAAAAAGGCGAGCACAACACAAUGAAGUUGAGCGUAGGCGAAGAGACAAGAUUAAUAACUGGAUUGUGCAGUUAUCAAAAACCAUUCCUGAUUGUACAAUGGACGCAACGAAAACGGGGCAGAGCAAAGGUGGCAUACUUUCAAAGGCAUGUGACUACAUCCAGGAGUUGAGACAGAGCAACCUUCGACUGGGAGAGGAACUUAAUUCUCUAGAACGUCUCAGAUUGGACAAUCAGUUGUUAAGGCAACAGGUUGAGGAAUGGAAAUCAAAGAACCAGAUUUUAAGAAGCCUUCUUCGACAACAUGGCAUUGUAGGAGGGGCUGUUUCAGACACACAGUGAGGGAUUUGCCAGGGUUAGAAGGGGCAGCAAGCUUCUGCAUGCUGGGAGGGAGACUGACUGAUUACGGGUGACACUAAAGAUGCAACAGUCCUCUUAUUGUUUAGAAUAAUUAUUAUAAAUAUUUUCAGUUUAGUUAUUUUUUACUGAAAUGGAUUAUUUUUAUUUUUGGCAUGAUACCAGUUUGUUUACUGUUUCUGAAACUGAAGCAAAUUAUGUUUUGUUUUUUUUUUUAUUAUUAUUAUUAUUUAGAAAAGCUUUUUUCUGUAAUAUGUUUGAACCAAUAUAGUCAUUGGUACUGUUUAAUUUUCUCUGUGUGUAUUUUUAUAUACACACACAUGCUGUUCUUCUUCCAAGUGUAUGUGUUUUGUAAGAUAUUUUCUAAGUCACUGAUAUUUCAGAAAAUGUGCUUAAAAUUGCUCGGUAUGACAACAGUCAGCUUGGUACUUAUUUAUGUUUAUUUUUUUAUUUUGUUAUAAAGUCCAUUGCAUAAUUAAAAACAUGUUCAACCCUUUGAGAUAGACCUCCGAGACAGUGGUGGUCUUCCAAGUAAUCCAUAGAUGUUUUCAGAUUGAUCACAAAUGUGUUCCAUAGAUCUGGAAAGGUAUUCACGGUUUGUGACUCUGUCAUGGGAAUGUGUUGGUGAAUUUUACAUUUUUUCAGAAACUUUCCUCUAAUUAUUUUGUAAUUAUAUAAAUAAGCUGACCAUAAGAAUGAGAAUUUUAAAUAUUUUAAUAUUCUGUUGUUUGCAGAAACAAAUGUGGGUUGAGUAGUUUUAAUUGACUUCUCAUCCCGUUACCCUAAUCUAGAAUCACUAGCACAGAAAUAAAGGAAAUUGUCUAACUGAACAAUCAAAUGGUUGUUUGGGUAUUUGUGUUCAUCCUCACAUACCCUUUCACUUCAUAACUCUCAACAGUGACAUGACCCUGGAAGGAAACUGCAGUGCAUUAUUUCUAUAUAUUCCUUUUUAUUAAAAGGAUAGCAUCUUAGAAACCAGAUUUAUAUUAAUUUUACAUUAAGAAUUAAUUUUACUUUUUAACACUGGUUAACAUUUUUAAAGUAGCUUGACUAUGAUAACAUUUGUCUGAUAUCUCAGCAUUUGGGUAACCUACAUCAGUAUUACUCAUUCAGUCAUUAUUCACCAAUAUUCAUUUCACUGUAAUUGAUCAGUUUAUUUAUAUACCUGUAUGUCCUGUAAAAUUUUCUUCUGUCUUAUCUAAAACGCAUUGUCUUCAGCAUUGCUCUGCUGCUUUGAGCAAGUGAGCUACAUUUUAAUGAUCACUAGGGAAAUUAAACUUGGAUUGUUAUCAUUCCAUCA
Molecule: messenger RNA, 2388 nt
Organism: Erpetoichthys calabaricus (reedfish)
Lineage: Eukaryota; Metazoa; Chordata; Cladistia; Polypteriformes; Polypteridae
Gene: usf1
Product: upstream transcription factor 1
Exons: 12
Coding region: 165-1073 (302 amino acids)
Biological process (GO): regulation of transcription by RNA polymerase II
Molecular function (GO): protein dimerization activity; RNA polymerase II cis-regulatory region sequence-specific DNA binding; DNA-binding transcription factor activity, RNA polymerase II-specific
Source: RefSeq, a predicted model, not a curated record